Molecule: messenger RNA, 639 nt
Organism: Camelina sativa (false flax)
Lineage: Eukaryota; Viridiplantae; Streptophyta; Magnoliopsida; Brassicales; Brassicaceae
Source: RefSeq, a predicted model, not a curated record
UUGAAGCUCUUCUUGUUCUUCGAUUUCUUUCCUUGCUUUGUAGUUUGUUUGGUGAAGACAAAAUAUAUAUAAAAAAAGGGAUGUUUAGGAAUUGAAAAAAACAUCAGUUCGAUUUUGUUUGUUUAGCGGACACAUAAGAUUUAGGGUUUGGAAUCCUUGUUUUAGGGUUCUUCGUUCCUGUUUGGCAUUUGAUCGAAUACUUGGUACAAACAACACUAUGGAGACCCAGAAUGAUCAAACACCGAAACCGGCCAUGACUUCAUGUAGGAGGAAGGUGAAGGAUGAUGCCACUUUCUUUGAGGACGUGAAAGAUCACAUUGAUGAGUUCAUACAUGCCUCAAUGGCUGAACACAAGACCUGUUUCCAAAAAACCAUCAGCAAGAUGUUUGGAUUAUCAAAGGCUGUCGCAGAGAAGCAAGCUGAGGAGGCUAAGGGAGUCGAGAGUCAAUUGCCUCUUCAGACGACAGUGUCCAAGUAAAAGACUAUAAAUGUUCUUUUCCAGCUGGGUUCCCUUGAAGAUACCAUGUCGUUGGUUUUUCUUGUUUAACAUCACAUCAGGUUUCUUUGUAUAUCAACUUUGUCAUGGUACGAUGCAUUUUAGCAUCUCCGUUCAAAACCGCUAGUUUUGGUAGUUAGUUA